AUGGCAGCAAUCGGUACAGACGACGCUGCCACCGUUCUUGAUCAAUUUUGCCACGAUGUCGCAAACUUGCCUGCCGAGAUAGCACAUUUACUGGAAGAGAUCCAGGCCAAAGACCAACACAUCCAAGAACUGCGGGAAGUCAUCAACACACGCGACAAGUCUAUCCAAAAUUUUGUCAGAGCCCAAGGCGGUCAUGUCAAAAAUCCCAAGGAAGAAGGUCUCACCAAAGUCAUCAUGGCAAACUUUGAUCGCAUCGAAAUUCUGCAAGCUGAGAAGCUAGGCCUAAGUGAGAAGGCUAUGAGACUGCUUGAUCGCAAUGUCAGAAAAUUUGAUGUCAAGUUACGCGAUCUCGUCAACAGUGAACAGAUGCCUCCGGAUCCGACAUUGCCAUCUCUGUUGCAGCCUGACGCUGGGAGCCUUGCUACCACAAGCACUCCUUCUGCCGCUGCUGCCAUCAAUUCGGCUCAGUCUGGUGGCGCGCCUAAUGUUGCCAAUGCUGCCAUUGCCCGCUUGCAUGCUGUCAACCAACGAACAUCAUCGCCAUUAAAUGCUCAAAAUGCUUUACUCAAUCAAGCUCAUUUGAACAGCCCCUCGGCAAGAUCACAACGAGAAAGCAGUGCUGAUGCUUCCAAACGCCGUCGCUUGAACUCUUCUAUGUCCGGCAACGUUCCUACCACUGCUUCGAACCUCAGACAGUCAUCACUUGGUCCAUCUUCUGGGACUCCCAAAGCCGGCACUCCCAUUCCAAGUUCUAGUCGUGCUGGAUCUGCUCAACCUAACAAGAAAGCACCUCACAACAAGAAAAUCGCGCCACACCAAGCAUCUGCCCCCGGUUCUAACAGAAAGCGCAUUCGGUCUGGCAACGCAGCUCUGAAGAAAGGAGAUCGCAAGCCAGCAUCUGCAGCAUCUGAUGAGGAAGGAGAAGACGCCGAACCUGAUGCUGAAGGAGAAGAGGACGACACCCAGGUCUAUUGUGUCUGCCAACGCGUAUCAUUUGGUGACAUGGUAGCUUGCGACAACGACGACUGUCCACAUCAAUGGUUCCAUUGGGGUUGUGUCGACCUCAAAGCAGAACCAAAGGGCGAGUGGCUUUGUCCACAUUGCCGCGACCUUCCUCGCAGCAAAAUUGUCAAGACUUCAGACAAAUGA
This is a messenger RNA of Aureobasidium melanogenum CBS 110374, 1149 nucleotides long. RefSeq lists its product as uncharacterized. The record is from RefSeq and is a predicted model, not a curated record. The transcript is spliced from 4 exons. The coding region runs from base 1 to 1149 and encodes 382 amino acids. Gene Ontology annotation, cellular component: Rpd3L-Expanded complex; Rpd3L complex; nucleus. NCBI's taxonomy places the organism in Eukaryota, Fungi, Ascomycota, Dothideomycetes, Dothideales, Saccotheciaceae. Gene Ontology annotation, biological process: regulation of DNA-templated transcription.